This is a messenger RNA of Rotaria socialis, 375 nucleotides long. The record is from the annotation of a GenBank genome assembly. NCBI's taxonomy places the organism in Eukaryota, Metazoa, Rotifera, Eurotatoria, Philodinida, Philodinidae.
AUGAAAAUUCAGUCCCGUUUACGGUGCCUUAUUACUGCGCCAGGUAUUACGGGCAAAUACGGCCUAUUUACUGCCGUACCACCAGAUGAAAUUCUGGUAUUGACCCCAGGUAGUGACUCGAGUUACAUUACGUACAUCAAAGGUGGUCAUCGUGUUCAAGCAAAUUUCGAUAUAAAUGAUCUCGUCUACAGUUUAGUCUUACAGUUUGAAUCGAAAGCAUUGAUCGAGGAAUUUCUCAUUGAUGAUUAUAUCGAUCAGCAAAAAACUCCAUCAGCUUCAUCAACAGUUGUUCGCAACAUUGACGAAUUUAUUACAAAAAUUAUCGACCUCAUAAAUAAACUUGAAGAACAUAUCCAAACUCAAACACAAGAAUAA